GCUCAACUUCAAAUCCCUCUUUCUGUGUUUAAUAUUUAGAAUUCUUAGUUUACAUUAGCAACAAUGAAGACGGAUUCAUCACCCCUCUCUUCAGAGAAUUGCAUGUCUAUUACCACCCCUCUACUUGACUUGGAAAAGGAACAUGAGAUGUCAAGUAGUAGAGUGUCUCAAAAUACGGUCAUAGAGGAUGCAGAGAUUGAUGAAUAUAGCAUUAAUGAUAGUCCUAUUGAGCAAGUGAGGCUAACAGUUCCGAUCACCGAUGACCCUUCUCAGCCAGCGCUAACAUUCCGGACAUGGGUUCUAGGGUUAGCAUCAUGUAUUCUCCUUGCAUUUGUGAACCAGUUUUUAGGCUACAGAACCAACCCUUUGAAAAUCACUUCUGUCUCGGCUCAGAUUAUUGCCCUGCCACUUGGGAAACUUAUGGCUGCAACACUUCCCACAAAACCAAUUCAAGUACCUUUUACAACAUGGUCUUUUUCGUUGAACCCGGGGCCAUUCUCUUUGAAAGAACAUGUGUUGAUUACCAUCUUUGCUAGCUCGGGAUCUAGUGGUGUUUAUGCAAUCAACAUAAUCACAAUUGUUAAAGCUUUCUAUCACAGAAGCAUCCAUCCCGUCGCGGCUUAUUUGUUGGCGCUAUCGACUCAGAUGCUAGGGUAUGGAUGGGCUGGGAUUUUCAGAAGGUUCCUUGUUGAUUCACCUUACAUGUGGUGGCCUGAAAGCCUUGUGCAGGUUUCUCUAUUUAGAGCAUUUCAUGAAAAAGAAAAAAGGCCUCGAGGAGGAACAUCCAGGCUGCAAUUCUUUUUCGUAGUCUUUGUAGCUAGCUUUGCGUAUUACAUCAUUCCAGGAUACUUUUUCCAAGCAAUAUCAACCGUCUCUUUUGUAUGUUUGAUUUGGAAAGAAUCCAUCACUGCGCAACAGAUUGGUUCAGGCAUGAAAGGACUUGGUAUUGGUUCAUUCGGCCUUGAUUGGAACACUGUUGCUGGCUUCUUAGGUAGUCCUUUGGCUGUUCCUGGCUUUGCCAUCAUCAACAUAAUGGCUGGAUUUUUCUUGUAUAUGUAUGUUUUGAUUCCAAUUUCUUAUUGGAACAAUUUGUAUGAUGCAAAAAAGUUUCCGCUCAUUAGUUCUCAUACAUUUGACUCUACCGGUGCAACAUACAAUGUUACUCGGAUUCUCAACACUGAAACAUUUGACAUUGAUAUGGAAAGUUACAGCAAUUACAGCAAGAUCUAUCUAAGUGUCGCCUUUGCGUUCGAGUAUGGAUUUUGCUUUGCAGCUCUUACAGCCACAAUUUCGCAUGUUGUCCUCUUCCACGGAGAAAUGAUUGUUCAGAUGUGGAAGAAGACAACAACUUCAUUAAAAAACCAACUUGGAGAUGUCCAUACAAGAAUUAUGAAGAAAAACUAUGAACAAGUCCCUGAAUGGUGGUUUGUCACCAUUUUAAUUUUAAUGGUUAUGAUGGCCUUACUAGCCUGCGAAGGCUUCGGCAAGCAGCUCCAACUUCCAUGGUGGGGAAUCUUACUUUCUCUAACAAUUGCAUUAAUUUUCACCUUACCAAUUGGUGUCAUUGAAGCAACAACAAACAUAAGAUCAGGUCUCAAUGUAAUCACAGAGUUAGUAAUUGGUUUCAUCUAUCCAGGAAAGCCGCUUGCUAAUGUAGCUUUCAAAACAUAUGGCCAUAUCAGUAUGGUACAAGCACUUGGUUUUCUUGGUGACUUCAAAUUAGGCCACUAUAUGAAAAUUGCACCAAAAUCAAUGUUCAUUGUGCAACUUGUAGGCACAGUAGUUGCUUCAUCUGUUCACUUUGGAACCGCAUGGUGGCUUCUAACAUCUAUUGAGAACAUAUGUGAUGAAUCAUUAUUGCCAAAAGGUAGUCCUUGGACAUGUCCUGGUGAUGAUGUAUUUUACAAUGCUUCAAUCAUCUGGGGAGUUGUAGGGCCAAAGAGAAUGUUUACCAAAGACGGUGUUUAUCCCGAAUUGAAUUGGUUUUUCCUUAUCGGUCUAAUCGCACCAGUUCCCGUGUGGCUUCUUUCUCUCAAAUUUCCCAACCAAAAGUGGAUUCAAUUCAUCAACAUUCCUAUUAUCAUUGCAGGUGCAUCUGACAUCCCACCUGUGAGAUCUGUGAAUUAUAUUACUUGGGGGAUUGUUGGAAUAUUUUUCAAUUUCUAUGUUUAUAGAAAGUUCAAAGCAUGGUGGGCUAGACAUACUUACAUCCUUUCAGCUGGUUUAGAUGCUGGAGUUGCCUUUAUAGGUUUACUACUUUAUUUUUCUCUUCAAUCUUACGGUAUUUAUGGUCCAACUUGGUGGGGUCUUGAACCAGACCACUGCCCUUUGGCUAAAUGCCCUACAGCUCCAGGUGUACAUGCAGAGGGUUGUCCUGUUCCCUGACUACAAUGUUACCAUUCCAUCAACAACAUUGGCAAGUGAAUAUACUAUAGGACAUGUAAAUAUAUGGCAUAAAGGUUCAGAAAAGUCUGAGGUCCAAAACAUGGCCAAGGAUGAAGUUCAGGAAUACAAGAGAUAUGCUUAGUGGUUGGAAAUUUGGGGGCUUUCAUUUCUGAUAUUGUUGCAUGGAAUGAAUGAUGAUAUGCUAUAGCACUAAAGAAAUUGAUUGAAGGACAAGCAACCAUGCUGAACAUUGAUUUCGUAGUUCAUCUCUUUGGAAGUUUAUCUAGCCCAUCACUCCCCCAAAAAAUGAGCUUUAUCAUUUUAUGAAUGUAAGUAAAAUCAUAGUAGAGCAAAAUCUACUGGUGUCCAUAACCAUAACAUCCUAUAUCCUAUUAAAAAAGCUGAGAAAUUUGAAGUAUAACGGUUUGAUUUA
Messenger RNA from Medicago truncatula (barrel medic), 2818 nucleotides. Its product is annotated as oligopeptide transporter 1. NCBI's taxonomy places the organism in Eukaryota, Viridiplantae, Streptophyta, Magnoliopsida, Fabales, Fabaceae. The transcript is spliced from 3 exons. Gene Ontology annotation, molecular function: oligopeptide transmembrane transporter activity. Gene Ontology annotation, biological process: transmembrane transport. Bases 64 to 2385 code for a protein of 773 amino acids. The record is from RefSeq and is a predicted model, not a curated record.